Molecule: messenger RNA, 6234 nt
Organism: Bufo gargarizans (Asiatic toad)
Lineage: Eukaryota; Metazoa; Chordata; Amphibia; Anura; Bufonidae
Gene: AHI1
Product: Abelson helper integration site 1
Exons: 25
Coding region: 182-3751 (1189 amino acids)
Biological process (GO): motile cilium assembly
Cellular component (GO): ciliary basal body
Molecular function (GO): protein binding
Source: RefSeq, a predicted model, not a curated record
UGGGCGGGGCCGUAACCGGGGAGCUGUUGUGGCUGCAGUGAGGAAAGUAACGGAAGAGCGGGCAGAGUGGAUUGUGCUGGCGGCUGCCGUCUGUCAUGGCUGCGGGUCGCUGAGGUUGUAUCGUGGACAGCUAUGAAGCAAACAUGACAAUGUGCAGCCCGCAUUGGUUCUAGGAUUGAAGAUGCCUACAGUAGAGAGUGAGGCAAAAGCGAGGACAAAGAGCCGUUUUGAUGAGGUCUUUCAGAGUUAUGCUGCUCUUUCAGAAGUGAAAAAAAAGACCAAAAAGAAGAAAGCACCUAAGGAAGAACAUGUUGUACUUGAAACAUUCAGAACCCAACUUCAUCCUGCCAAGGAUCGUAUUCAGGAAACAUUAGAAAGCAGUACAUAUGGUGUAGAAGAGGAAAGUCCAAGGGUUACAAAGAAAAAAAACAUAGGACAGCUGUGGGAAAGUGAAGAAAGAGGCAAUGACACCACUACAAAGCACACGCAUGCAAAAUCUGAAAAGAAGAAAAAAAAGAAAACUGGAGUGGCAGAAAAAAGCAACUUUAGUGAACAUCCCGUGAAAAACUUAGUACAGCAGCUCAAUCCUUGUAGCAUUUCAAAUCUUGAGGGACAGCAUUUCGAGCAUUCUGGGACAGCGGAUACCACAGGUGAACAACGAACUCCUACUGAUUAUGAAAACGAGAAAGAACUUUUUGAAGCCUACAGACUUCAAGUUUCUCAGGAGGAAACAAAUGAAAUCAAAGAAAAGAUAAAAAAGAAAUUAAGGGCUCAUCUCUUCAGCGGUGACGACCAACAGCACCUUCUGCUAGAAAAUGGAACUGACAAGAAAAAAAGGAGGAAAAAGAAAGAUAUGGUUGAAACAGAGCCAGAAACAAGUGUUAUGUCUGUUUCGGAGCUGCAAUCGGCAGAAAUACACGAUCAGGAGUCAGAGGCAGCUCCACAUAAUGCUGAUAUACAGGAAGAUGUUCCCAAAGUCAAAGGCAGGAAAUCGAAGAAAAAAUCUAAAACAGAUGAUAUAGAAAGACUUGACGCAGAAGAAGACGAUGCCAAGAAAAGGAACCCUAGACCCACGUAUGAUGACAGCCUGGUGUUGGGAGUUUAUAUUCAUCGCUCUGAUAAACUCAAAACUGAUCUCAUGGUAUCUCGGCCCUUGGUGAAGAUUCACGUUGUUGAUCAAAAAACAGGGGAAUAUGUCAAGAGGGAGACAAGCUCUGACACAGUUUCAUCGUUUUAUGACCAAGAAAGAAUUGAGUAUGUUCUCCCCGAGUUCACACAACCAUAUGAUUUCAAGCGGCUGAAGACAUUGAUUCCUGAGUGGGAUGAACAAAUCAUAUUCAUGGAGAAGUUCACACACUUUUUGCACAUUAAGGAAGAUGGCCCUAAUGUUAUCAUAUUCUUUGAGAUCCUUGAUUUGAUACAUGAAGAUAGUUUAAACCCCAACUCAGAGAUUGGAAUAAAGGAGAAAGGUUUCCAGAAAAUUGCCUGGGCUUUUCUAAAGAUUGUCGGUGCGAAUGAUGUGCUUAAUGUAGAUAAAAAAUUGCGCUUACAACUUUAUUACCCUCCAAGAUCUAGGGCAGCUUCCAGCACAAAUGUCUAUGAAUGGUGGCUUAAAUAUCCCAGAAACCGUUACCCAUCUACUCUGUAUGUAACAGUAAAAGGCCUAAAGCUGCCUGAUAAUGUAAACCCAAUGGCUGCCCAACUGGAAAACAAUAUCCUAACUUCUCAUUUGCACCAUGACGCUGCUCUGAAGGAAAAUAAUUCAGCUGAUGCAAAACAGAUGAGGGAGUCUUUCAGGUGGACUCGACUGCCUGGUCAGGCUUGUCGUAUUCCCAACAGACGUUUUUUGUCUUUUCGAGGUGGGCACAUGGGAUGUUUUUCACUAUGUUUUUCUAAUGUUGGUAGAACGUUGGCUGCAGCAUGUGCAGACAGAGAUGACUAUCCAAUAUACCUGUAUGAGAUUCCUUCUGGGCAGUAUCUCAGAGAGCUUCAUGGUCACCUUAAUGUUGUCUAUGAUCUUUGCUGGUCCAAAGACGAUGAUCAUUUGCUCUCUGCUUCAUCUGAUGGUACAGCCAGGCUAUGGAGAAUUGCAAAUGAGAUUUCAUCUCCUUUAAAAGUUUUACCGCACCCUUCCUUUGUAUACACAGCUAAGUUCCACCCCAUGUCUGAUCAUCUGGUUGUGACUGGAUGCUACGAUGCAGUCAUUAGAGUAUGGAAUGUAAAAGUUAAAGAGAUCAACGCUCAACUCCUACAAGAGUUGGAUGGUCAUAAAAGUUUUAUCAACUCGCUGUGUUUUGACGCGGAAGGACUUCACAUGUUUUCUGGAGACAGCUCUGGACUGAUUAUCAUGUGGAAUACAGGCAUCAGCAGAAGUUCCCAAAAGAACCCAGUUGAACUCUGGAGUAUUUUGAAGGAAAUAAAAGAAAGUGACAUGAAAGGAAUUGCUGUGAAUCACUUAGAAGUUCAUCCAAAUGGAAGGCGCCUGUUGAUUCAUACAAAAGACAGUACAGUCCGAAUCAUGGAUCUUAGAAUACUGGCUGCAAAGAAAUAUAUUGGAGCCACAAAUUACAGGGAAAAACUUCGCAGUGCCUUAACACCUUGUGGAACAUUUGUCAUAGCAGGUAGUGAAGAUGGGGUUGCAUAUGUGUGGAAUGCGGAAACAGGAGACCAGGUAGCAAAGUAUACAGCGCUGUCAUAUACAGCCCCACUUCGAGAUGUGGCCUUUCACCCUCAUGAACACAUGGUGGCAUUUUGUGCCUUUGGACCAAGCCAACCAAUCAUUGUAUACAUUUAUGACUACAAGGUUGCCCAACUUGAAGCUGAAUCAGUGCAGGCAAGCAGUGAUGCAAAUGGACAAAGUAGUUCAGAUCUUCUUACGUUUCAAGACUCUGUAAUUGCUGCAAAGUCCUCUAUGCGAAUGAUGAAGGUGAAGCAGAAAUUGGAUUCUGUUUUGAGUGGAUCCAGUGGCUUGCUACCGGCCCCUUCUUUGUUGUCCCCUCAUUCUAAACUCAGACUUAUUGGAACAUCCAGCACACAGUUGCAGCCCCUUGGUUCCAAUACAUAUGGUGGUUUCAGCCCAGUCGGACAGUCACUUAGUCGCACACCAUCAAUCAAGCUGCAAAUGAGUGAUUUGGAAGCAAAGGUUUCUUCCUUGAAAAUAGAAGCUGACAGUAUUCUACCAAUCCAGGAGACAGUGGUGGCUCUAUACGACUACACUGCGCAUCGAUCAGAUGAGCUAAGCAUCCAUCGUAGUGACAUUAUCCAUGUGUUGUACAAAGAUAAUGACAAUUGGUGGUUUGGCAGUCUACAGAAUGGACAACAGGGUUACUUUCCAGCAAACUAUGUGGCUGCUGAGAUCCAGCAUGAGUAUGACCACUCUACAGCAUCCAAAUCACAUUAUCCUGUUUCCCAGGAACAUUCACAAGCAGACCACCCUGACUAUACUCCUGGCAUGAUGUCAGCAGUCCCCAGCAAGUCAAAGGAUCUGAAAUUUAUGUCACAUCGUGACACAGAUGUAGGCUCACCUGUGACACCUGGAAAGAGACAGAAAAUACAGCAGAAGAGACAAUCUCCUGACUUUACUUCACAGCCUGUGAAUCUACUUACAACAUUCUCCCCAUCUGUAGUUUCUGACAUGAAUGAUCGUGGUCAACCAAGGCAAGAGAGUAGUGUUAAGACAAAAAAGAAGAAAAGCGUGAAACAAAUCACCUUGGUUGGGAAGACAAAUAUUGCAUUUCAGCCGGAUGAGUAAUAUGAAGGUUGAGAAAGUGCAGUAAAGUUUAGGAAAUAUUAGAUUAUAUUAUUUUUGCUCAUUUUUAUAAUGAACAAUAAAUAUGUGCUGAAUUGACACGGUAAGAGCAAUCCCAAAAACAUGACUUGGGGAGUGGUACUCAUUAACAACAUGGCAAACUUAUUUACUGCACCAAGCUAUGCCAACUACUUAAAAGUAUAUUAAAUGGUCCAAGAACAGCACCAGAGACUGGCGCACACUUCAUCUUUUAGCAAUAGACUCACCUUUCUAAAUCUCUGGAAAGUCUUGGACUAUUGUCGGUUGAUGUAAGACACUAAUUACUAUAGGAAGUAUCAAAAUAAGCCAAUACGGAGGACUAGCAUUGCUUGUGCAUCAUAUGUUUACCUAUAAUACCAAUAGUUUUACCACUUUAUCUGCUUUCCUAGGAUUCUGCCAUUUACAGAGACCGAUCUAGAUCAUAGGUAGAUUAAAGGUGUUCUUAUGAACAAAUAAUUCACAUUAUCCAUGGUGCAUAUAUGAGUCACCUGACCAUGUUUUCUCCUGCACAAUUGGCUGUUUUACUAAUCUACCAGCUACGUAGCCCCCCAGCUCCCCUUUCAAAUACUGACCAGAAAGUUUAUCAGAGACAUUAUCUCACACAUGAAAGCGCUGAAGAAGGGAAAUUGUACAUACAUUUUUUUGGAAGAAUAAUUUAUGAUUAAAGAGACCCAGCUGGUAUGGGGGGAGGGGGUUCUCAUUGAAAAGAUCCAGGUGGGGUAUGGAAAUUUAAAUACAGACAAUACUACAUGGGAUUAUUAUGUACAUUAGCUCUCCUCCAGGCAAUACUGCAUGGGAAAAGUAUGCAAAUUACCUCUCCUCCAGAUGAAGGGAGUUUAUCUCAUAAUAGCCAAAUCAGAGCUGCCUCUACAGGCAAGAGGCGCCCUGUUGUAGACCGAGGUUUUGGGGCUCUUUCCCCUCAUCAGUACAGAGCAGGGUACUGGUUGGCAGUACAAACUUCAAGUAGAAUAAAGCCUUAUGUGUUUAAAGAGCAUUUGUCAACAUGAUGAAUCCUAUUUAACCAGGCAUAUUACCUGAUAGUAAAAUGAUACAUUUAUUUUCUCUGUUGGGUCAAUAGUUGCAGAGACAUAUAGCAUUUUAUGUUUGUGAAAAUGACCUAUUUGGAGCACAAGGAGCAUACCACAGCGCUAAAAGCAAUGCUAGUGCAACGCCCCUAUGGUCACUGCCCUUUGACAUCUAGCCCUGUGUAUUUGCAUGAGAGCCGAGUUAGCUCAAUGAACUUGUGCUUGUGCAGUGGCUUAGAUUAUUACAUUUAAGCACAUUACCUAUUUAGAGAACCAAGGGGCUGGCCUUAGUGCUAGGAGCACUGCUAGUGCAAUGCCACUGUGCUCUCUCUACUCUCUGCUGCUUCUUGAGCUUGGGAAGCAGUAGAAUAUCCACUGUGCAAGCACCAAGUCAUCAGUGAUUGUGAAGUGAUCAAUGAUUGUUCAACUUGGAAAGCAGUGCUCAUCAGAUCCACUGCACAGGCGCAGAGCCACUGAGCCGACUCAGCACUUGUGACACAUAUCUUUUGCUGCUUCCCAAGCUCGGGAAGCAGCAUCUGCUCUUGUGCAAAAACACAGGACUAGAUGAGAGGUCAAGCCCGUUUAAUCGAAGGGCAGAGGUAGUACAGAGAACACAGAGGUGAUGCCCUAGCAGUGCUCCUAGCACUACAGCCAGCCCUUUGAUGCUUCAAAUAUGUUAUAUAUUUGCAUACACUUAAAAACUUAUAUAUCUCUGUAACUAUCGACCCUACAGAAAAAUAGAAAUAUAUCAUUUUACUCAGCGUGAUCAACCCUACCAGACAUUGUGCCUGGUUUAAUAGGGUUGAUCGUGCUGACAGAUGCUCUUUAAUAAUAUCUUGUAAAAGCAAUCUUUUAGCUACAAAUUUUAAUUUUAAUUUCAGAUCCAUUGUGGCCAAGGUCAGAAAUGCUCAAUUGGUACAUGGCACUCUCCUGUUACCGUAUUAUUUUUAAUUCAAACACUCCAGUUUUACAUCAGCAGUUUUAAGUAGUAGACUGAUCACUUAGGCUAUGUUCACACAGGCAAAAACUGCAGUGCAGUGCAAAAGCAGAUUUUCAUUUUGGUCUACCAAUGAUUUUCUCCUCCAUUUUUUUGCCAUGUGAACAUAGCCUAAGAACCCAACUGCUAUUUCUCUGUCAUAAAAUCUACAUUUUAAUAUGUAGCAAAGCUAUAUGUGUAUAUACAUAUGAUAGCAAAUGUAUAUUUUGUGAAUUACUUUGUGUUAAAAGUACUUGUAAAUUGUAAAUAAUUUUCUCACGGAAAUUAACAAAAAUGCACUUUAUUUUACCAUUAAUGUACAUUACAAUUAAAUUAUAUAUUUAUACCUUUUUGAUGAAGAAUAGCUUUUAAUGAAGGAAUGUGGUGAUGUGAAAUUGUUUUACUAUGUUAAAGAACACAAAAAAAAUGAAUGGAUGUGUUCACAG